AUGCCAGACCGUCCGUCACGAUUCAGACCGCCUAUCCAAGAUCUGGACGUGGUAGAUUCCGCUGGCCCGUUCUCCGGAUUACAUCGCGACGUGUCAAUCAGGGAACCGGGCAGGGAGCCAGCAAUCUUGCCCUCAGGAUCAUCUGCCGAGGCAGAAGUCAUCGGAACCAACUUGUGUGAGGAAGCUGCAGCUACCGACAAGCCGCUGGAUACCAACAUCGAAGAAGAUCGAUCUGUCUUGGUUGGUCUCGCGAAUGCGCCAUCUGUUUACGAGAUCCCACGUUCAUCACCACCAGACCUCCGUCUAGCCUCUGUUAGCGGCGGCACACAAGGACUUCGCAACGGGCUUUCGAGCACUCGGAAACGGCGUCUACCAGUACAUGAGCUCGCUUUGCUGCGGACUACUACACUGGAUGGACUACCCCUACCGGGUGAUGUUACUCUCGACGUUGCUGCUCCCAUUGCGGUCGUGGACCCUAUCGAAGAUAGCCAAAUACGUCUUACAAAUACGUUGCACAUCUCCACUUCAGGCGGCGUCAUCAUCACGAAGAGUAGGCUGAUACCGAAGACAACACAACCGCCAGAUUCUGUCGGCCGUCCCAAGACCGAACCAAUGGCAAUGCGCACAGAGCCCCUGGAGAGACCCACGCAACUACCUGCUAACAUGCAGCGAUAUUGUCCAAACCUUCGAGAUGCUUUUGACGGGUUUGUUGGUUCCGAGCUAAAGCUCGUUCCCAAGAAAAGUGUCAACCGCCAAAGGAUCGCCAAUCCGACCAAGAGACAGAAGCCCGGUAUCAAGCGCGAACUAGUUCUACGAGCUGGGUCACCACCUUUAUUGGCGGGUUGGGCUACGACUACCGCAAAUGCUUUAGUUGUCGGCAAAACACCUAUGAUCGUUGGUGCGAACACUUCGUCAAGACUUGAAAACGCCCAAACUCACGUAGGACUCGGACAACUGACAUUGACGAGAUGCCAGAACGUUCUACAGGCCGGCACAGAUGAUGGACAUGCCCCUGAACUGGGCGAUGAGACACUAUACGAGGAAGCUCACGAAGAAGAUCGUGACAACGAUGUUACUGCUGAGACUGGUCACUACCAGCUCAACCGAGUACCCACAUCUUGA
This is a messenger RNA of Alternaria infectoria, 1122 nucleotides long. RefSeq lists its product as uncharacterized. The coding region runs from base 1 to 1122 and encodes 373 amino acids. The transcript has 3 exons. The record is from RefSeq and is a predicted model, not a curated record. NCBI's taxonomy places the organism in Eukaryota, Fungi, Ascomycota, Dothideomycetes, Pleosporales, Pleosporaceae.